This is a messenger RNA of Dermatophagoides pteronyssinus (European house dust mite), 1484 nucleotides long. Its product is annotated as alpha-N-acetylgalactosaminidase-like. The record is from RefSeq and is a predicted model, not a curated record. NCBI's taxonomy places the organism in Eukaryota, Metazoa, Arthropoda, Arachnida, Sarcoptiformes, Pyroglyphidae. Gene Ontology annotation, biological process: glycoside catabolic process; oligosaccharide metabolic process. Gene Ontology annotation, molecular function: alpha-galactosidase activity. Gene Ontology annotation, cellular component: cytoplasm.
UUUCAAAUUUUUCAAGUAUUAUUAUAAUUGAUUGAAUUCGAUUUUUAGAAUUAUCCACAAAAAAUUUAUGCAAAUCGGAUUAAAACAAUUGUUGCUCAUUACCAAGCAUGGAUUUCACAUUAAUCAUAACGAUUUUUUCAUUAUUAUCAUUUGAAAAGAUAUAUCCAAUUUAUACACUUGAAAAUGGCCUUGUAAAAACACCGCCAAUGGGUUGGUUAUCAUGGGAACGAUUUAAAUGUGAAAUAAAUUGUCAUCAUCAUCGUGAUAAAAAUAAUAAAUUGGUUGAUUGUAUUAGUGAAAAACUUUUCAUACAAAUAGCCGAUACACUUAUUGAACGUGGUUAUCGUCGUGCCGGUUAUGAUCGUAUCAAUAUCGAUGAUUGUUGGUCGAAAAAAACUCGUGAAUUGGAUGAUGGCCAAUUGUUGCCGGAUGAUGAUCGAUUUCCAAAUGGUAUUAAAUAUCUUGCAGAUUAUAUGCACAAACAUGAUUUGAAAUUGGGAAUCUAUCAAAAUUAUGGUCAUCGAACUUGUAUGGGUUAUCCCGGGAUAUUAGGUCAUGAACAACAAGAUAUUCAAUCAUUUGCCGAUUGGAAAGUUGAUAUGAUUAAAUUGGAUGCAUGUUUCACUCCCAAACUAACGCAAUUGGAUAAUGGUUAUCUAAAAUUUCGUCAAAUGGUAGAAAAAACCAAACGACCAAUAGUCAUAUCAUGUUCAUGGCCAUAUUAUCAAUUGUUUGCUCCGAAAAUUCAUAUCGUACCGAAAUGGGAUCUUAUCUCGUUGAAUUGUAAUCUAUUUCGUGUUUUUCAUGAUAUCAACAGCAAUUGGAAAAUGAUUCAAAAAGUUAUUGACUUUAUGGGCGAUAAUCAGCAAAUAUUUGGUCGUAUUACCGGUCCUGGUAGCUGGCCUGAUCCAGAUAUGCUUAUGAUUGGAAAUCCUGGUUUAACAGUUGCUCAAGCUGAAUCACAAAUGGCAAUUUGGUGUAUACUUCCAGCACCAUUAUUCAUGUCGAAUGAUCCACGCCGUAUUGAUCCUGAAUUUGAGGAAAUUUUAUUGAACUCGGCUGCCAUUUCAAUCAAUCAAGAUGUAGAUGGUAAACCAGGGGAACGAUUAUUUCACAAUAGUACAAUGGAUUUAUGGCGUCGAUCUUUGAGCGAAAAUCAAAUGGCAUUGGUUAUAUUGAAUCGUGAUUAUGAUCAACAUUUAAAAGUUACUAUUCCAUUGGAACAAAUUGAAACCGAUGCUUUUCGUCGUAAUCAACAUAUACAAGUUUUGAAUAUAUUUUCCAAUGAUACAUAUCAAAUACAACGAAAACAAACAACCGAUAAUAAUAAUACCAAAACAUUUAUAAACGUAACGGUAGAACCAACCGGUGUUGUUUUUCUCAAAUUGAUGCAAUGGAAAAAUUAAUCAUUCGUUUCAUCAUGGGAAAUGUUUUCGCUUCUUUCUGUGAUAUUCAAACAAAUUUUAUUUGAGACAAUAUAUAAC